This is a messenger RNA of Zerene cesonia (dogface butterfly), 2852 nucleotides long. Its product is annotated as putative serine protease K12H4.7. The transcript has 9 exons. Gene Ontology annotation, biological process: proteolysis. Lineage: Eukaryota; Metazoa; Arthropoda; Insecta; Lepidoptera; Pieridae. The record is from RefSeq and is a predicted model, not a curated record. Bases 349 to 1842 code for a protein of 497 amino acids. Gene Ontology annotation, molecular function: serine-type exopeptidase activity; dipeptidyl-peptidase activity.
ACUUCACUCCUGUGGCAGUUUAUGUAGGUACAUACUACAUGUUAUAGGUUUAUAGGUAUUAGCUAGAAUCUGGAACAUUAGUCUAGGUAGGUACAGAAGUCAGUACUGGGCAAGCGUGGGCCGGAAAUCUCCGCCCGCCAUUCGUCAAUUGCAGAGAGGCAAGCGCCAGGCACUUGCAAGCGUUGGUCUGGGCUAGAUAGGCGUUAGUUCGAUUGGAAUUGAUUAAUUUAUUUAAAUAAUUCUUGGGUCGCAAGUAUAUACUCAUUUAAUACUCUUGAUUCUUAUAUUAAUGAAUCGUUACAAAUGCGAUUAAAUUUAAAAUUAAACCAAUUUUUUAUUUAGACUACAAUGUCUCGUUUAUUUUUUGUUUUCGUUGCUCUGUUACCGGCACUUUUGGUUAGCGGAAAUAAACAGUUUCGCUUAGGGCGGGGAAAGGGUGGUAAUUUGGGGCUCCCAGUAAAAGAAGUAGGAGAUCCCCUACCACGAGCUAAAUGGUUCCAACAGAAACUUGAUCAUUCUGCCCCUACGGACUUGCGGACAUGGAAACAAAGAUAUUUUGUAAAUGAUUCCUUCUAUGAUGCUAAUAACCCGGGCCCCGUGUUUCUCAUGGUGGGUGGGGAGGGGCCUGCAGAUGCAAAAUGGAUGGUGCGGGGAGCCUGGAUAGAUUAUGCAGAGAAGUUGAGAGCAAUGUGUAUAAUGCUGGAACAUCGUUAUUAUGGAGAGAGUCAUCCUACAAAGGAUAUAAGCACAAAGAACUUGCAAUAUCUCUCAUCAUACCAAGCUCUUGCAGACAUUGCUAACUUUAUCAAUGCAAUGAAUGCCAAGUACAGUUUGGACACAACUAAAGUGAAAUGGGUGGCUUUUGGAGGCUCAUAUCCAGGGUCGCUAGCUGCUUGGUUGAGGGUGAAAUAUCCUCACCUUGUUUAUGCUGCUAUUUCUUCAAGUGGGCCUUUGUUGGCUAAAUUAAACUUCAUGGAGUACUAUGAAGUAGUAGCCAAUGCUCUACAGGAAAAGACUGCAAGCUCAGAUUGUGUGAACAAGAUAAAAGAUGCACAUCAACAAAUUGCUGCUUUGAUGAGCACAAAGCCAGAGAUUCUCGAUGAAGAAUUUAGGACAUGUAAACCACUAAGGGAAGCCUCAGCCGACGAUGUAAAGAACUUUUUCAACAGCAUCGCCGAUGAUUUCGCCGAACUUGUCCAGUACAAUGAAGACAAUCGUAUCAGUUCUGAUAAGAAAAUGAAGAAUUUUACUAUCAAUACGAUUUGCGAUAUGUUAACUGAGGAUAAAAAUGAAUCAGCUGCUUAUGUUCAAUUGGGUAAAUUCAACUCGAUUGUCCUGCAAAAUAACAACCAGACCUGUUUGGACUAUAGCUAUGAUAACAUGAUCCAAGAACUUCGGAACAUGUCUUGGUCAGCAUCUGAAGGAGGACGCCAAUGGAUGUACCAGACUUGCACCGAGUUUGGCUUCUACCAGACGUCCACUGCUGAGGUGGAACUCUUUGGUGACGAAUUCCCGCUGGAGUUCUUUGUGAAGCAGUGUGAAGAUAUCUUCGGGGACAAAUUCGAUGAAAAAUUCAUAGCUAAUAGUGUAACUUGGACGAACAACGAGUACGGUGCUCUUGGUAUAACUGCUGGCAGGAUCAUGUUUGUUCACGGCUCCAUUGAUCCGUGGCACGCUCUCGGGAUCACUAGUACCAUGCAUUUCGACGCACCCGCUAUCUACGUGAAAGGAACCGCCCACUGCGCUGACAUGUACCCAGCCCGCGAAGAGGACUCCGUUGAGUUGGUGCGAGCUCGUAUCGCCAUCCAGAACCAGUUGGCUGACUGGCUUCAGCUCCCCUGACCUUUGUACCCCGAGGAUCACACGGACAGUUUCCUAGGAUUCCUGGACAAGUUCAGGCACAGGGGCAUCUCCCAGGUCAUCGCGAUCUGCUUCAUACCACACUCCAUGCUGAUACUCUCCUUCGCCAUGGCCGAUGUCUUCAGUGACAGGUUUAUGCGGGAUUACUGACGCCAACUGAUACAUCGGAAGCUCAUCUAAAUGAUUAGCAUAGUGAUAACGGACAAUGACGCUUUUUAAUCGUUCCUCUCGCUGAAAGCUAUUUUGGAUUAUUAUUUUAAUAUUUAUCUCACAGUGAAGUUCUAUUUACAAGAUAAAAAUAUUCUUAAGUGCAUAAUUUUAAGUUUUCAUCAGUUGAUUUAUCUUUAGCUCAAUUGAAUUACUCACUUAUAGAUCUCAAGAUUUUAGUUGGGAAGACUAAGUGCUAGAUUUGCCAAAAUUCUAGUUGAUAUCGGUAACCAUAUUUAUAUGUGGGUAUAAGGGUAUUUGGUUAGUGACGAGCAUAGCUCGUUUGGCUAGCUAGUAAGCAAGAAUUUAUAUUGUUUUAAGGUGUAAUUAGUUAAAGCGCGCACUGUGUGAAAGACAUCUUAUUUGUUUAAUCUUUAUUUGCACCAACAACUCUUCAUAUAGUAUAGGUGUACCUACUUGGCGUAUUAGUAAGCCAAACUAUUUACGUACAUACUAACAUUUAGAAUUAAAACAAGUAUUUAUCCGAUGUAUCACGUAAGUUUAAGUGUUUCCAAGAGCCAAAUCAGAAUUUCCUAUUUCUUUUGUAUCUUCUCAUUGUUAAGUCACGUUUCGAAUACUUAUUUACCAAAUUUUGUAUAAUUGUCCUAUAUCUUACUCAAUACUAUCUUCGACUUGGUGAUAUUUGGAGAUGUCGAACCAAGUUCUAUUUUUUAUGCGAACCCGUGAUCGGGGAUCGCCUUUUAUAUGCCUUUCGUAUGUGAUUGGCCUAUUUUAUGCUAUAUUGUAAUUAGAUGUAAGAAUUUCAAUAAAUAUAUUGGUGUGAA